Molecule: messenger RNA, 1627 nt
Organism: Cajanus cajan (pigeon pea)
Lineage: Eukaryota; Viridiplantae; Streptophyta; Magnoliopsida; Fabales; Fabaceae
Product: short-chain dehydrogenase/reductase 1
Cellular component (GO): membrane
Molecular function (GO): oxidoreductase activity, acting on the CH-OH group of donors, NAD or NADP as acceptor
Source: RefSeq, a predicted model, not a curated record
GGCACUAACUUUUUAUUUUUUUCAUUUUUGAGAAAACUUCACUAACAUUAAUUUAUAGCCGUCAUCCACUUUAAAUAUUAUCCUCCUCCUUGUGCAUCUCUUCAUCAGAUUCAACAACUAUGGGUAUGGCAGAUGCAAAAGAAAGAUAUGCUGUUGUGACAGGUGCAAACAAAGGGAUAGGAUUGGAGACUGUGAAAGGGUUGGCCUCAAAAGGAAUCAAGGUGGUGCUCACGGCCAGGGAUGAGAAGAGGGGUUAUCAAGCUGUUGAGGAAUUGAAGAAAAAGUGUGGUUUCUCUGGCCUUGUGGUGUUUCAUCAGCUUGAUGUCACUGACCCUGCUAGUAUUGCUUCUUUGGUUGAGUUUGUUAGGACCAAGUUUGGGAGACUUGAUAUAUUGGUGAACAAUGCAGGAAUUAGUGGAUUCAACACAGAUGGCAUGGUGCCAUCUAAAAUUAACUGGAAGGAGCUGCCUCAAACUUAUGAAAUGGCUGAAAAAUGCCUAACAACAAACUAUUAUGGUGCUAUGGAAACAACUGAGGCAUUUCUUCCACUUCUUCAAUUAUCCAAUUUUCCCAUGAUUGUAAAUGUUUCUUCAGAAGCUGGGCUAUUAAAGUACAUAUCAAAUGAAUGGGCAAGGAGGGUGCUUGAUGACACUGAAAACCUUACAGAAGAGCUGAUAGAUGAUGUGCUGAAGGAGUAUAUGAAAGAUUUGAAAGAUGGUUCCAUUGAAAAAAAGGGGUGGCCAACCUACCUUUCUGCCUAUAUGGUCUCAAAAGCAGCCAUCAAUUCUUACACAAGACUUCUGGCAUAUAGGCACCCAAACUUGUGCAUAAAUUGUGUGUGUCCUGGUUUUGUUAAAACAGACAUUAACCGAAACACGGGCAUCUUAUCUGUUGAAAAUGGUGCUGCUAGUGUUGUCAGAUUAGCAUUGUUGCCUAAUGGUUCCCCUUCUGGUCACUUCUUUACUAGGCAACAGGUGUCAAGCUUUUGAAUGAUUUGUAGGUCCUGAUUGGAUAAACUUCUUUGUAAGUACUCGUAGAUGAAAAAAAUACAAAAGUUUUUCUCAUAAGUUAAAAUUAACAUAUGUAUAACUGUAUUAGUUAAUUUUAAUUUAUAAAAGAAACUUACUUUAUUUCAAGUGUUUAUGAAGAAGUUAUCCGGAUCAGGACCUUUGUGUUACAAUCUUGUGGAUCACAUGUGGAAAAAUGAUUGGGGGUGUGAUGUGUCUUGGAUGAAAUGCUUACCCUUUGGUCUUUUUUGUCACAUAAUGGCAUGUGGGGUAAUGCAUCUAAGUUACUUGGCUCUUUUAUCUUCUCACAUUGUUGGCGCUUCAAAUGGUCAAAUCCAAAUCGCAAUGAUUUUUGACUAUCAUAUACCAUGACAUGAACCUUUCGGCUGUGAGAAAAUUAUCAACAUUAGGUCAUUAUAAUGUUUGGCCUUGUCAUCUUUGUUGUGAUCAGAGUGCUACUUGACUUCAAAACUUGAACACGUGCAAUGGUAAAGCACUGCUGAUAGUAAAGCUUCACAAUGAUGGAUGUCUGAAUUCAUGUUACGACAAAAGAAAACACAACAAUUGUAACAGGACUUGCCAAUGGUGCCAUUAUUUUUGUGUAGGCUAUACCAAAUUUA